CGAGCACCUGAAACAGCUCACGAGAUCAACGCUGAGCGACAAAUACAUUGCGCAAGAUUACUGCGCUGACAAGUAAACAUGCUCAGACACGCGACUGGUGCGCUGCGCCGCGUCGCCGCGCGGCGCCAGGCCAGCACGCUGAUUCUAGCCGACCACGACGGCGCGAAUAUGACGCCGUCGACGCUCGCCGCGUUGACUGCGGCGAGCAAGCUCAACGAGACGAGCGCCGUCCUCGUCGCCGGCGCGCCAAGUACGGUCGCCGAGCAGGCCGCCAAGGCCCAGGGCGUCGAGGCCGUCUUCCACGUCGACGCCCCACCGUCGGCCAAGGGCAUCGCCAGUUUUGUGGAGAAAGGCGGCUACUCGCACGUCUUCGCGCCCGUGUCCAACAACACCAAAGACUUCGUGCCGCGCAUCGCGGCGGCGCUCGGCGUCUCGCCGGUCACGGACAUCUGCGAAGUUUUGAAUGAGGACACGUUCGUGCGACCGUUUUAUGCGGGCAACGCGUUAGCUACGGUCAAGACGACGCAAUCUGUGACAGUAGCCACGGUCCGCGCGACGGCCUUCGAGAAGGUUAGCGAAGAGGGCGGCGCCGCCGGUGUCGAAGCGGCAUCCAUCGACGCGGCCGUCGCGCCGGAACUCCCGGAGAAGAUCUCCGAGAGCAGUGGCGAUAGCGAAAGGCCGGACCUCACGGCCGCGAGAGUCGUGGUGAGCGGAGGGAGGGGCAUGGGCAGCGGAGAGAACUUCGCCAUGCUCGAGCAGCUCGCCGACAAGUUAGGAGGCGCGGUAGGGGCGUCUCGGGCCGCAGUGGACGCGGGGAUGGUGCCCAACGAGCUCCAGGUCGGCCAGACCGGGAAAGUGGUCGCGCCCGAAUUAUAUAUUGCCGUGGGCAUUAGUGGCGCGAUCCAGCAUUUGUCAGGUAUGAAAGAUUCCAAGACGAUCGUGGCCAUCAACAAGGACGCCGAGGCGCCCAUCUUCCAGGUCGCGGACUACGGGCUGGUCGCCGAUUUAUUUGAGGCCGUGCCCGAGCUCGACGCGAAGCUCUGAUUGACUAAUAUUUGUUCAGUUCACGUCGUCAUUAAACAGGGGAG
This is a messenger RNA of Pelagomonas calceolata, 1088 nucleotides long. Lineage: Eukaryota; Pelagophyceae; Pelagomonadales; Pelagomonadaceae. The record is from the annotation of a GenBank genome assembly.